Messenger RNA from Capronia coronata CBS 617.96, 237 nucleotides. RefSeq lists its product as uncharacterized. The transcript has a single exon. The record is from RefSeq and is a predicted model, not a curated record. The annotation marks the transcript as partial. NCBI's taxonomy places the organism in Eukaryota, Fungi, Ascomycota, Eurotiomycetes, Chaetothyriales, Herpotrichiellaceae.
AAUGUCUACUUCGACGUCUUCCACUCCCCCACUGAACCGGGGACAUUUGUAUUCCAGAAAGUUUGGACCGGAGACAAGAAGUGGUUCUACGAGCACCAGCUCACCAAACCCUACUAUGAGCCAUACACGGCAGCGACGAAGCCAAUGUGGUUGACAGACCGAAAGAUGGAGUUCCUCGACCCCGUGGACGGAUGGAGUUAUGUCGACAAUGCCUACUUGGCCGGCACCGUCAACCCU